UUGCUUGUUCGCUCGCUGAUUCUACACAUCGCCAACGCCCAAGUCCUCCAGUCUCACUACAAAUCGAGCACAACACAACAAGCGCAGGUCUCUUCUCCCCCCAAACUCUCAAAAUGCCUUCUUCCCCGAAUCAAACUCAAUCCUAUUCCACAUACGAAUCAGUUCCUCGACCUCGUCGAGACCAGACAUCGCAGGCAUACACAUACCAACAAGCUGGCGCGUCGAGCACCCUCAAUGCUUGGCUCUCGGAAGCCGAUUCGAAGGCGCCAUUCCACGCCGUCGGUCGGUACCGGCCCAUGACCACCGCUUCCGGCAGCGGUGCGAACAUGUGGGGUUCGGCGCCGGCCCCUCCGAGCAGCACCGGCGCGACGUACGGCAGUGGGCGCGGCGCUCAUAGCUGAAGCCCGCUCGAAUCAUCGAAUAGGGAAGCAAAGGGGAUCGGGUAUAACUUUGGAGUUUAUCAGUCCAUUGUUUGUUCUUGGACGAAGGACGACGACCGCGAUGAUCUACGUGUGACACAUCUCGG
Messenger RNA from Colletotrichum destructivum, 526 nucleotides. RefSeq lists its product as uncharacterized. The record is from RefSeq and is a predicted model, not a curated record. The transcript has a single exon. NCBI's taxonomy places the organism in Eukaryota, Fungi, Ascomycota, Sordariomycetes, Glomerellales, Glomerellaceae. The coding region runs from base 114 to 401 and encodes 95 amino acids.